This is a messenger RNA of Nicrophorus vespilloides, 793 nucleotides long. Its product is annotated as peroxiredoxin-5, mitochondrial. Gene Ontology annotation, biological process: cell redox homeostasis; hydrogen peroxide catabolic process; cellular response to oxidative stress. The transcript is spliced from 3 exons. The coding region runs from base 88 to 654 and encodes 188 amino acids. Gene Ontology annotation, molecular function: thioredoxin peroxidase activity. NCBI's taxonomy places the organism in Eukaryota, Metazoa, Arthropoda, Insecta, Coleoptera, Silphidae. The record is from RefSeq and is a predicted model, not a curated record. Gene Ontology annotation, cellular component: peroxisome; mitochondrion; cytoplasm.
AAGUUGCAUAAUCUGUCAGUUCUGUGGCAUCCCUUCCUGAGUAAAAUCACUCUGGUCUCUUUUUAUUAUAAAUACCGGCUCCAUAAAAUGAAUCUAUGCAAACUUGUUUCACGCAGGACAUUGCAGUCCGCGCAACCUUGCACAUUAUUGAGAAGGGCGAUCCAGUCUUCAUCAACUCUAAAUAUGCCGCUCAAGGUAGGAGAUAGUAUUCCCAACGUUGACCUCUUCGAGGACACUCCAGCAAAGAAGGUGAAUCUGGCUGAGUUGGCUCAAGGAAAGAAAAUGAUCGUUUUCGCCGUUCCUGGAGCCUUCACCCCGGGCUGCUCCAAAACCCAUUUGCCUGGAUACGUCGCGAAGGCGACUGAAUUGAAGAGUAAGGGCGUUGACGAGAUCGUUUGCAUUUCCGUUAAUGAUCCUUUCGUAAUGAGCGCUUGGGGAAAGGACAUGAAAGCGGAAGGUAAAAUUCGUAUGCUCGCCGAUACCGCUGCACAGUUCACCAAGGCCAUGGAAUUGGAUCAGACCAUUGGACCCCUGGGUGGCAUUCGCAGCAAGAGGUAUUCGAUGGUUAUUGAGAACGGGAAGAUUACUUCUUUGCAAGUCGAGCCCGAUGGCACCGGACUCAGUUGCUCCCUCGCCGAAGCCAUCGUAUUGUAAAUGCAUAUAUAUCGAUGCGAUAGAAUUUCACAUUAUUUUAAGCUUGCGAAUAUCCAUCCACUUUGCAUGCUAUCAAUAUUGUUUUUAAACAUUAUCUAUUUAUAGAUGUACUUGUUUAUUGUUUAUAGAAAAAUAUCUC